Molecule: messenger RNA, 1383 nt
Organism: Dendroctonus ponderosae (mountain pine beetle)
Lineage: Eukaryota; Metazoa; Arthropoda; Insecta; Coleoptera; Curculionidae
Product: guanine nucleotide-binding protein G(f) subunit alpha
Exons: 7
Coding region: 147-1310 (387 amino acids)
Biological process (GO): adenylate cyclase-modulating G protein-coupled receptor signaling pathway
Cellular component (GO): heterotrimeric G-protein complex
Molecular function (GO): G-protein beta/gamma-subunit complex binding; G protein-coupled receptor binding; GTPase activity
Source: RefSeq, a predicted model, not a curated record
AAAUAAUACUUAAAAUCCGAUGACUUAAUCUGGCUAAUCAAAUUUCUUAACGCUUUGAUAAGAUUUAAAAUUCCAAAAGUAGCCUAAUCUACUUUAAUCCAUUGCACGGUUCAAUCUAAUAAAAGUGAUAGUUGCCGUUGUAAAAAAUGGCUUUGUGCUGUCGCUUUCAAACCCCGACUAGCGAUGACGAAGAAGCGAGGAAAUACACCAAAGUGUUCGUCGAUACGAAGAAAAUUCUGCUUUUGGGUACAGGCGAAUCGGGAAAGACCACAAUUAUUAAACAGAUGAAAAUUUUGCAUAUCAACGGAUUCUCGGAUGAGGAUCGCAAAGCCCGAAUUCCCAAUAUCAAACAGAACAUCCAUGAAUCUAUAUUCGAUAUUCUCUAUAAUAUGGAUAAAAUUGAUCCACCCGUACAACCAAGACGUGGAGACACCAGAAUUUCGAUCGAUUUUAUAUUAAAUUUGGGGCCCAAAGAGCCAUCAGAAUAUAACGAGGAAUAUUUUAACCAUGUUAAAGCAGCAUGGCAAGAUGAAGGAGUUAAGGAAACGUUUCAACGUUCGAAUGAAUACCAACUCAUUGAUAGUGCAGAACAUUUCCUCAACAGAAUUGAUGCGAUAAAACAGCCAGACUACAUCCCCGAUACGCAAGAUAUCCUAUUUUGCCGCAUUGAGACUAAAAGCAUAUCGAAAAUAGAGUUUGAGGUGCCUCUAUCGAAGUUUGAGGGAAGCAGUGCCAAGUUCUGGAUGUAUGAUGUGGGCGGUCAACGCGGUCAUCGCAAAAGAUGGAUACAAGCAUUUGAUGGCAUCCAGGCAAUACUAUUUUUGAUCAGCGCCAGCGACUUUGACCAAAAAUUGCGAGAAGACCCAACGAAAAACCGCCUACAGGAGGCGUUCGAUUUAUUCAAGGACAUCCAUAGAACCAAGUUUGUUAGAGAGGCGGGCCUGAUUGUAUUCCUCAAUAAGCAGGAUUUGCUGCAGCGAAAGAUUCAAGAACAGCAUAGAAAAGUGGAAACAUACUUUCCAGAGUACGCCAAUUAUAUUCCAUCCAAAAAGGACGAAUGGGAUGGAAGUGACGAGUAUCAGAGAGCCAAACUGUUCAUGAGGCACAAAAUCCUGAGUAUUGCGUCUAUGCCAGUUAAAAUUGAAAAUGUGGGAUUUGUGCCAGGAUACAACAUUAAUGAGGAAUUGUCGCCGAGAGACGUUCAUGUGCACUUCACCAUUGCCACCGAUACGAAUAACAUCAAAAGGGUAUUUGAGAGUGUAAGGGAAAUCAUCCUGACACACAUAACUGGCAAAGUAUUUUCCCUCUAAAAAACUUGUUCAAUCUAUUUGUAAAGUAUAUUAAAUUGUAUCAUUAAACGGAACAUUCUGGCUUGAUGAUAAA